AUGUGCAUUAUCUAUCUAUCUAUCUAUCUAUCUAUCUAUCUAUCUAUCUAUCUAUCUAUCUAUCUCAGUCUGCACUUAUCUAUCUAUCUUACACAGGCUAUAUAUAUAUAUAUAUAUCUUUCACAAACUAUUUAUAUCUAUCUUUCAAAACCUACUUAUAUCUAUCUAUUAAAAUCUAUAUACUAUAUAUCUUCUCAUCUCUGUCUAUCCAAAUCUAUCUAUCUAUCUAUCUAUCUAUCUAUCUAUCUAUCUUACUGUUUAGGGGCCAGAAAGAAAAACACGGAAGACGAAGGAGGAUUUACAACAACACUUGCACAACCUACUAUCUAUCUAUCUAUCUAUCUAUCUAUCUAUCUAUCUAUCUAUCUCACUCUGCACGUAUCUAUCUAUCUAUCUAUCUCACUCUGCACGUAUCUAUCUAUCUAUCUAUCUUAUACAAGCCACUUAUAUUUAUCUUUCACAAAUUACUUAUAUCCAUUUUCAAACCUACUUAUAUCUAUCUAUUAA
This is a messenger RNA of Acanthosepion pharaonis, 507 nucleotides long. Lineage: Eukaryota; Metazoa; Mollusca; Cephalopoda; Sepiida; Sepiidae. The record is from the annotation of a GenBank genome assembly.